Ambispora gerdemannii is the source of this 1049-nucleotide messenger RNA. Lineage: Eukaryota; Fungi; Glomeromycota; Glomeromycetes; Archaeosporales; Ambisporaceae. The record is from the annotation of a GenBank genome assembly.
AUAGUCAUUAUUAUCCUUAUCUGGAAAUUACCAGCGGGGAAAAUCCGCGUUACAAAGUAGUACGAAAAAUCAACCUAACCAGCCCCAAUGAAUAUUAUGGUCCUUUCCCUGAUGGCAGUAAAGCCCACGAAAUAUUACAGUUAUUAGAAAGGUUGUUUCCACUCGCAAAAUUGGUCGCUAAAUCCUACUAUGAAAAUAUUAAAAAAGAAGUCAGAAAAUUUUUUCAAGGUCAAACUCAGGAAAUAAAAAAGAAAAUCAAAAACUCCCUGCGAAAAAAUAUUACUAAUUUGGCUUUUGAAAUCGCCCAAAAAGAGAAAAAAAUACUGGAUAAUAUUGACUUUUUUACUAGUAAACAAAAUAUUGAAUUUCUCAAAGGAGAAAAUUGUGAUUUUUUGGGUAUCCACCAGCAAGAAAAUGUCCUAGCUUUUUAUCUUCUUAUUUAUCGUUAUGGAAAAUUGGUGGCGACUGAUGAAGCAGCCUUUCCGAUUUGGGGUAACCAAGAAGAAGUUUGCGAAACUUAUCUCUAUCAGUUUUACCAGAAGAAUUUGCCACCCCAAACACUUUAUAUUUCGGAAAAAUUACCCAGUCUCGAAUUAUUAGCAGAAGAGUUUAAAUUUUUCCUAAAAUCACCCCAACGAGGCCGCAAAAAGGAAGUAAUUAAUUUAGCUCAGCAAAAUGCUCAGCAAGAUGUAGUGGCUGGUUUUUUAGUUUUUAUUAAUGGAGAAAUUAAUUUAGCCAAAAGCAAGUUAUAUAAAUUAAAAGAGAGUGAACAAGCAAGUGAUUUGUCUCGAAUAAAGACGGCUUGCCGUAUUCAUUAUCAAAAAUAUUCGCCAGGAACGUUGCCUGACCUAAUAAUAGUAGAUGGAGGAAAAGAACAAAUGAAAGUAGUCCAGAAAACUCUAAAUGAACUAGAAUUAAAAACGGUAGUAAUUGGAUUAGCCAAGGAUGAAAAACAUCGCACUGCCAAAAUAAUUACUAACAAACCAAAAGAGUUGGAUUUUGGGAAAAAUGAGAGAAUUAAGAAUUUUUUAACUAAUUGUCAAGAAGAA